Molecule: messenger RNA, 342 nt
Organism: Arxiozyma heterogenica
Lineage: Eukaryota; Fungi; Ascomycota; Saccharomycetes; Saccharomycetales; Saccharomycetaceae
Gene: MVB12
Product: ubiquitin-binding ESCRT-I subunit protein MVB12
Exons: 1
Coding region: 1-342 (113 amino acids)
Biological process (GO): endosome transport via multivesicular body sorting pathway
Cellular component (GO): ESCRT I complex
Molecular function (GO): ubiquitin binding
Source: RefSeq, a predicted model, not a curated record
AUGAGUAGCGAAAAUGGUAUAAAUUAUCAAGAUUUAUUGAGAAAAAUACCAUUAUACAAUAGUUACGGAACAAACUAUCCAAAACAGAUACCUCCAAAAUUGGAAUUACAUGAAAUAGUGCCAUUAAAUUACAAAUUACAACCAUUACCACCCUUAAAUGAAAUAUUUGAUCCUUGGAUCGAACAAUGUGAUAAAUUAUUAAAUGAAUGCAAGGAGUACAAAGAAGAACCAAGAAAGUUUGAAGAAUUUUAUUUUAAAAAAUAUUUGAGCCAAAUACCACCAAGUUUGUUAGAUCGUAAGGUCUUAUCUCCCAAUAAAAUAAGUCCUACGAAUAACAUAUAA